CUCAGCAGCCAAUAGAUUGUCGUGAACAUUGAUGGACACAAGUACUAAGCACAAAACCCAAUUAAGCAGACAAGCCGACAUAUUCCGCAGUCAAAACUAUUUUAAAAUUUAACCAAUAAGCAACAAAGUACGCGCAUAAGCACAAACAACAAGAAUGUCUACGAAAAAUCUACAAUCACUCGUUGGAACCACCACACGCUACAUCGCCGGCAGAAAUGCGAUGCAAACGGUCUAUUGGCGCACACUGCCAGGCACCAAUGGAAAGAUGGUGAAGAUACACAAAAACUGUGAAUUUGAUAAAGUACAAAAUUUGCCCGCCAAAAUUCGCAUGCAGUAUUAUAACAGAAAUUAUUGGGCACCAACGACCGAGGAUGGGCAAUGAGUGGUCGCCGCGACGCGUUGGCUCGGGAAAAGCGAAAUAAAAAAAUAAGCGAAUUUUUAGUUCAAUAAGUAUUCGUUCGUGCGAAUGUAAUUUAAGUACUGUGUAUAUAUAUGUAUGCCUUAGUGUUAGUAAGUAAUGUCUCAAUUUAAUUAGUUAAUUUUUAUAUAGAAAAAAUAGUAAAUUAUUAAAAUCGAACGACCACAUAUAUGUA
Messenger RNA from Ceratitis capitata (Mediterranean fruit fly), 593 nucleotides. RefSeq lists its product as uncharacterized. NCBI's taxonomy places the organism in Eukaryota, Metazoa, Arthropoda, Insecta, Diptera, Tephritidae. The coding region runs from base 155 to 382 and encodes 75 amino acids. The transcript has a single exon. The record is from RefSeq and is a predicted model, not a curated record.